GCGUGCGCAUGGGCGUGUCGCCAACGUCACUUCCGGAAUCUGUGCUUCCGGGUCGCGGCGCGGCCCAGCGCUCCCGGUUCCGCGGCUGUCCCGGCCCGCCGGCGGGAGGAGGCGGCGCCGGCCCGGCCCCGCGCAGCGGCCCGGCGGCGAGGCCUGUCCAUGUGUCCAUGAAGCAAGAUGACGAGAAGAUAGUAGAGUGAAGUGGUGGCCUUGUGGACAGCAUGGCUUUCCUGGACAACCCAACAAUUAUACUUGCUCACAUUCGGCAGUCACACGUGACCAGCGAUGACACGGGGAUGUGUGAAAUGGUCCUGAUAGAUCACGAUGUCGACCUGGAGAAGUUUAACCCCUCGUCAGCGUAUGGGGACAGUGGUUCAGAGACACAGGGCAGCAACGGAGAGACUCAGGGCUACGUAUAUUCCCAAUCAGUCGAUAUUACCUCAAGCUGGGACUUUGGAAUCAGAAGACGAUCAAACACGGGGGUGCCACCUUUAAAAUUUUAUGACUGUUUCCCCUACAUGUGCGGUAUAAAACAUCUUUAUUCAUAUCAAGCUCAGAGACUAGAACGUCUGCGGAAAGAGAGGCAGAACCAAAUAAAAUGCAAAAACGUUCAGUGGAAAGACAGGAACACGUCUCACUCAGCAGAGGAGCUGAGCUCGCUCUUUGAGAAAAAGAACUUCCGAGUCAGGUCUCCGUGCUCGGGGAAGCCGUCCAUCCUGUCCGUGCGGCUGGAGCAGUGUCCGCUGCAGCUCAACAACCCCUUCAACGAGUACUCCAAGUUCGACGGCAAGGGUCACGUUGGUACAACGGCAACCAAAAAAAUCGAUGUCUACCUCCCCCUGCACGCGAGCCAGGACAAGCUGCAGCCCAUGACGGUGGUGACGAUCGCCAACGCCAAGGUGCACGACUUGAUCGGGCUCAUCUGCUGGCAGUACACGAGCGAGGGCCGGGAGCCCAAGCUGAACGACAACGUCAACGCGUACUGCCUGCACAUCGCCGAGGACGACGGGGAGGUGGACACGGACUUUCCGCCCCUGGACUCCAACGAGCCCAUCCACAAGUUUGGCUUCAGCACCCUGGCCCUGGUGGAGAAGUAUUCGUCCCCCGGGCUGGCGGCCAAGCAGUCGCUCUUCGUGCGCAUAAAUGCUGCUCAUGGAUUCUCACUUAUUCAGGUGGACAGUAUGAAGGUCACCAUGAAGGAUAUCUUACAAAAGGCCUUAAAGAGAAGGAAGGGAUCCCAGAGAGGCUCAGGUCCUCAGUAUCGGCUGGAGAAGCAGAAUGAACCUAAUGUCCCAGUAGAUUUAGACUGUACCUUGGAGAGCCAGAGCACUUUGGAAUUCUGCCUGGUCCGGGAGAACAGUUCAAGAGGAGAAGAGGUCUCGGAGGAGGACCCGCAGAUCGACAUCGCCACGGUCCAGGACAUGCUCAGCAGCCACCAUUACAAGUCCUUCAAAGUCAGCAUGAUCCAUCGGCUUCGAUUCACCACCGACGUUCAGUUAGGUAUUUCUGGAGACAAGGUAGAGAUAGACCCUGUUACUAAUCAGAAGGCCAGCACUAAGUUUUGGAUUAAGCAGAAACCCAUUUCAAUCGAUUCUGAACUCCUCUGUGCCUGUGACCUUGCGGAAGAAAAAAGCCCAACGAGAUUUCGUGGUCCUUGGGAAGGUGUGAUCCCAAGGAGAGGCUUCCCCGAUGACCAGACAGUCCAGACUGUGCAGCCGUUGUCUGUAGAGCUCAAGGUGGUUUUGCAGUUGUAAACGUGUUAACACCUCUGGCUUUGAGGCCCCAUUUCAUUUCAAAUGCAAACAUGGUGGUAAAAUCGUGCCCACAAAAAGGGGCUGUAUCUGAAAAGCCGCCCUGGGAACCCAGGGUUUCCAGCUCACGCUCCUGUCAACACGAUGGUCCGAGACCUUCCAGCUGAACCCCCAGCACCGCAUCCCGCCCGGACGGGCUCUGCAGCCCCGGGGCAGCACCCGCUGCUGUGGGAAAUCGUGUUUGCACCCAAAUCCGGCCAAGCCAGGGGGGUACAAGGGACAGAACUUCACCCGCAAGUAGCGGCCAGCGGUGGAAGGGCAGGACUGCAGCUGGAGCAAGAAUCGCGGUCACUUUGUGAGGAUGCUGACAGGUUAUGGCAAAGGCAGCCUUUAUGGUGUCCUCAUUUUCGCAUGGCUGUCGUAAACCCUUCCCAUUAAAUAAGUGUUCAGCAUGGUUCCAGAAGGAGAAAAUAAUUCCUCCUGAAAUCUGCUGACCUCUUCCCAAUUCACUGACGAUGUUCCCAAGUCAUUCUUUUAGGCCAGGAGCAGAGACUUCUGGUGUGACACCUCAGAAUGAUGCAUUUUGGGGGCUCAACAGCAGAUCAGUAUCUCUGGAAUUUUAAAUGGAAAAAAGUUAUUUUAGUAGCAUAAAGGAAUGAAACUCACUGUAUUUCACAAGUUUUGUCUGUGAUUUUUAUCAGCAUAGUGAUAUAUGUUUGUAGCAGAGUUUACAUAAAAAAAUUAUUCCCGGAUCUUCCUUGAAUGAAUUAUUGCAAAGAGAGAGAGGCUGGGUAAAGAUAAGGUCUUUGAGUUCGGCAAUAUAUUUUGUUUUCAUGUGGUUAUCUCUUGUAGCACAAACAUGCUCCAUCUCGUCUUUCAGGACUGUUCUGCACAUGUAACGGUGCUCGAGCGGUUGCAGCGGUGAAAGCUCCGCGUGUGGUUGAUGGGGCUCCCUGCCUCCCCAGGCACCGGCUGGAAUAACGCUGGGCCCGGCUUUGCUGGGCUGGCGCACUGAGCUCUGCAGAGAGGAGGGUUUGCAGGGCCCCGCGGUGGCCGUGCUGUCCCGCCAGGCCCAGGGGACUCUGCCGGGCCCGGCGCAGCCACAGGUUCUGCAGGUUCCUCUGAACAUGGGAACCAGCACCGCUCAGUAUUCCGUGAGCUCUUACUCUCUGCAGGCUGAAGAGAUCUCACGGUUUUUACUGAUACUUUUCUGCAGGAAUGUGAGAGCAGAAAUCGUGUAUCAAUGCGGUAAAGAGCCUCUGCUUGUUUUCUGAUGGUUUUCUUUGGAGAGACCGUUCUGUGCGGCGCAGCUCUGGUGGCGCUGGUGUGAGCGCGGGGGCUCCGCAGCGCGAGGGGCAUGUUGUGGGUAUUCCCAGCGGGCUGGCGCUUCCCUGUGCCCUGAGUUUGCAGGACCUGGAGCUGCACACGGUGAGAACAGAAAAUGAAAAUAGAAAGCUUUGGCAUGUAAUGUGCCAUUGGUGCGGGUAUUGUGGGCAGGGAUGGCUGAUGAUUUUUGUUUGCCCUUGUAGUAGGCCUGGGUCAGCAUUUGAAUUUUUAUUUGUAAAUUAGAUCAGAGUCCCUGAAUUUAGACAAAGGGAAGAGGUAAUGGCCCUGCUGGCUCGAUCAAAUGCCAUUAGAACCUGAAGACACUGCGUACAAACGGCUUGUUUAAAUCAGGUUCAGUCUGAUUAUCACGAGAGAUUCUGAAUGUUUUGAGUCUUGAAAGGAAGCAUCCUAUCAUUGAGAAAUAAGAUUUAAGCCUUAAUAAAGUAGUUGUCAUUUUUAUAGCUGAAAAGAGCUUUGUAUCUCAAUUAAGUGUACAUAAUAUAAAGUCUUAAGGAAGCAACAUAAUACGUUUAAUACAAUUAUAUCCCUUUGCAAUAGUGUAAUUUAAAGGAAAUCUGAUUCUGUUAAUGUCUCUUACAUUACCUGGACAAGGGAGAAACUUCAGUGUCACCGGCCGCUGCCUUUGUCCACGUUGCGGGUGGCCCGAGCGCGGCAGCAGUGGCUGCGCUGUGGCCGUCCCUGCCCAGGCGCGCGGCCGCGGUGCCUGGUGACCGCGGUGCCGGUGACCGCGGUGCCAGUGACCAUGGUGCCUGGUGGCCAUGGUGCCUGGUGACCGCGGUGCCGGUGACCAUGGUGCCUGGUGACUGCGGUGCCGGUGACCAUGGUGCCUGGUGACCACGGUGCCGGUGACCGCGGUGCCGGUGACCAUGGUGCCUGGUGGCCACGGUGCCUGGUGACCGUGGUGCCGGUGGCCACGGUGCCUGGUGUUUGCAGUGCCAGUGGCCGCGGUGCCAGUGGCCGCGGUGCCUGGUGGUUGCAGUGCCGGUGGCCGCGGUGCCGGUGGCUGCAGUGCCUGGUGGUUGCAGUGCCGGUGGCUGCGGUGCCGGGCGCGUGGGACGAGCAGCCCCGUGGGCAGCGCUUUGGUGGCCCCGAGCUCAGCACUUGGGCUCACUCACAGUUUUCAAAAUAGCGUGGGGUUUUCUGUUCAUGAGUAUUUUACGAUAGCUGCAGAAGUCACUAUUGUUUGAUUAUCUACAUGAAACACUGAUGAAAUAUUCUCUAUGAUCCUUUUCUUGCUUUUUUUUCCUUUUAAUAAAGCCGACACAUCUCAAUUGCUAGAUCCAAAUGUCCCUAAUAUGAAGGCAGUCUAAACAAAGGUGUUCUGUAGGUCACAGAGUACAUUGGUAACUUCGGUUUGUAAUUUAAUUGCCUGCUUUGCACCCUGCAGCUUAAGAUUUCCUUUAAAUUCUUAUUCCAUUGUUGCACUGGGGCUUAACAGAGUGUUAACCUGGUAAUAGGCACAGGGCCUCCCCAUUAUAUGUCUCGCUAUCGAGCGGUUCUGCAUGACUAGUUAAAAAAGAUGGCAAGAAGAUUAAUGAAAGGCGCCUGGUACAGAAGGGGGGCAGGUACCUCUGCAAGACUUGUGGCGAGGAGAUAUUAGAGCUGAACCAGAGCUCGGCUUUUUCUUUAUCCUGUGACCUCUGAACCUGCCGCACUGUCGAGAGCUGCCAGCGGAGCCGACGUUUUGAUUGAUGUUGCUACACGAGUCAGUCUUUCCCGUUGAAUUCCACAUCUGCACGAAAAUAGCUUUUCCAGCGGUAUCCGCGCUGCCGUAAGCGAUAGCCCCGGUGAUGCCUGCGCGCCUGCGGGUGCUUCGCACUUAAAGCUAAAGGAACUUGAUGUUUUAAUUCAGUAGCCAGUUCCUCCAGAUUAUGCACGUUGGGUAGUACUAAUUUAAUGAAUUUGUUACUGGGUUGUAAAAGGACAAAAACCAUAGAGAAAGCGCUGGGAAGGUGCGGAUGGGUUCCUGCUGCUCGGGGCUGGAACGGAGGCGUUGCAGUUUGCUCAGAGCCUGCGCUGGAGCAGAGCAGAGGGGCGACAGCCGCCCGAGUGCUCUGCAGACUGCACGGGAUACCGGGCUGGUCCCAUUGAGAGGGAGGCAGAGUGUGAAAUAAUAGAAGAAAAUUUGUACCCGAUAGAAGGCUCAUCACAGACCCGGAUCAAAAGGUAAAAAAUAGGUUCAGCAGGGAAAAUGUUCCCAAACUUCAGGCUCGGAGUGAAAGAAACUUCCAAGUGUGUAACAGAAAUGAGGCCAAAUGCGCACGGCCGCGCGGUUUGCAGAGCCGGUCAGCGCGGUGGCGGGACGGCACCAGUGGCACCGGUGGCACCGGGUUUGCUGCUCCCUGGCCGGGCUGCGCUCGGGAUCGCGUGGGGCUGGGGCGACAGGCCGGGGGUGUCGGGGCCCCGGGCGGCCCCUGCGCCUCCUUAAACCCAGCCCUGCUCACGAGCCUUUGGCGCGGGUCCUCUGGAGCACAAUCAGGAGCGCGCAUUGCCUCAUCCUUUUAGCAAAUAUGUUUUGUAGCCCUAUUAAAAGGGGUCUUCAUCUAUCCUGUCAAAGCUAUUCUGCUGGGGUUUUUUAGUUUAAUUACACUAUCCAAUUAAAACUCCGUGCUGCAUUUUGAUUCGCUUCUCCUUGGGCUUGAGUGGAUCUGACAUUUACAGGACUCGCCUUUCAGGCAGACAAUGGUGUGAUUGAUGAGGUGCAGACGCAAUGAAGGAGGCGAUUGCCAUGUGGAAACACUGCUUAGUGCAUUUUGAUUUAUUUAUCAUCUUUUUUCCCAAACAAGGCUGCUGGUGAGGAGGUUGUGGGCAACCCCGCGUUCCACCUCCGUUUUCACUGUUCUCACAAAAAUAUUUGUUUGUAUUCUGCCUUUUGUAAUAAUUCAAAGGAGAAACAAAAGGCUUUCGGGAAAAAAAAUCCAGAUGUGUGAAUAGUUACCACAAUUUGACACGAAAGGGGAUGUGUGCAGCGCUUUAAUAGCACCUCUGCUUUCAGCACAUCUGGGAGCAUGACAUCCAGUAACGGCAGCGGUGUGUAAUGGGCCGCAGCAGGGCGUGCGGACCCGAGCCGAGGACGGUGCCCGUGAAGCAGCGCUGGGAGCGGCAGCACCGCGGCCCGUGCUUUGUCCUCAGCGCUGGCGCCGUCGGUUCCCGCUGGAGCGCUGCGGGCUCUGCAGACGGGUCAGCGGGACGCGGGGUCCGACCCGCCUGGUUCCACUCGUGUCGGGGUCAGGGCUCCAUCCUCUGAGCAACCUCUGGGUAACUCUCGCUGGCAUGGACGGGCUGAGCCCCCCGUGACGCUGGGGACAGCACUGCUGCUGCUCCCCGUGUCCCCCCUGCAACCCCACACCCAGCAGGAAACUUCUGAGCUCGCUCGUUACUCGAGCUUCCCAGGAGGGUGUUGUGGUGCUAAAGCAGCGCGUGUGUUUUUGUGGGACCUUCAGGCCCUGCUCCAGGGUCACAGCCGCGUUUGUGGGGUGCGCACGUGGAUUUCAGACACCGGGGUCCCUCCCAGAGCUGUUCGGUGAGAUGUGACGGGCUGGUGAGCAGAGGUCACCCCAUUGCAUGCAGUGCUUUAAGUACAUUUGCUUUUGUACAGAAACAUUGGUUGGUUGUAUAUUAUUUUCAUCAUUCCUUGCCUUUUUACUAGUAUAUUUCUAUUUCUUUAUAAUCCGUUCUGAGUCCGUGAGAGGAGAUUUCAAGGUCUGAUCCUGUUGUAGCCACAAUUUCUGAAAUAGUGAAAAUCUGUGAUGAUGUCAAAUGAUGCCCAUAAGUGUUUUGCUCUUCAGUGAGGUCUUUCUCCAGCUAUUUAUCCCACUAAUAACUCUUAAUUGUUGACUUCUGCCUUAUGACCCUGUAAUGACAAAGCAAUCAUCAAGGUAUAUUGACAAAUUAACAUAAAUUUGCAUUUCCCCGUGUUUGUUUUCUUUUUUGUCCAAGUCAUGAAUAUUCCUUUCAUCCUCCAUCGAAUUAGUGAUUUCAUUCAGUGCACACAGUUGUGAAGAGUGGCACAGGCAAAAGAGAGCGGUGUUUGUGGAGGAGCCACCGAAAUGAAGCGUUGGUGCAAAACCUGCGUUGUUUUAAUUCUGCCACCACGGGCAGUGGGAGCCACCGGAGUCGCUGCUGUUUGUUACCAGAUAUUCCUAUAUGGAAAUAAAAGCCCAUUGAAGGUCCUAUUGAUCUCUCAAUUGUCAAGGGUGGUGCUCCAUUGCAAGGAGGUACAGCACAUAUUUAAGCACUCUUGGAAAUGGAAAUCAAUCUCACAAUUCAGAAAUUCCAUCUGGCUGGAACAGUAGCCGAGCAGAGUGCCAGUUAGGAUUUCAAUGAACCAAUAUUUCAUGCUGUAAAUAGUGUAAUGUGGACACGGAGCACAUAAACAUAAUGUCGUAAUGGGGCUUUCGAAAGAAAAGUCUGCUCAGCUCCUUUGCGCUCAAUCACCCGUCAGGGCGCAGGCCGUGCCGUGGACUGGGCAGCGGGCUUGGUGGCGGCACCGCGGCCCCCGUGUCCCCAAGCAUCCCCUGUGCCGCGGCCACCGUGCCACGGCCCCUGUGCCACGGCCCCCUGCCCCCAAGCAGCCCCUAUGCCGUGUCCCCUGUGCCACCUCCCCCUGCCCCCGUGCGGCCCCUGUGCCACAGCCCCCAUGCCGUGUCCCCCGGGUGUCCCACUGAGCGCAGCCCAUGGCUCAGUGCAGCUGUUACCAGCGUUUGUCCCUCUAAUUGUCGUCAAAAGAGCAGAGUCCUCGCAAUUCUAAAAUCCGCGCUCAAAACCAGAGUUCUGCUCUGUCAGCUGUGUAAGCGCUUUUGCUGGAAAGGAGUAAAUCACAGGUUAACGAGAAGGACGAGGGCACUGGGGAGAGUUUCUCCACCAGCCGGACAGCAGCCGGGAUCGCGCGCGGGUGGCUCUGGUUCCGCGUCCUGUCCCUGUGCCGGGCGGCAGAGCGAGGACACCGCGGGUGAACGGGGCCGUGACCGCGGGCUGCCCGCACCCGCACAGACAACCCGGCUGGGAUCCUCCAGACGCGGUUUCAGUUCUAGUGGUGCGUCUGUGUAACUGAUCUGAAAUGUCCAAGGACAAGCGCGGUGUCGUGUCCCCAGGAGCGGUGCCCGGACGCCUUCAGAAUGCUAAAGGCGCAGAGCGGGGUGCAUGCAUUACCAUGCUGAUGAGCGCGGCCGGGAGUUCCCGCAUCUUUAGUACCACCGAGGCAUCGUUUGUCAAAUGAUUUAAAGGGGUUUUUAUUAUUAUUAUUAGCCAAUUUUUCAAUAUAGAAUUUAUAUUCCAGGUUAGUGGAUCAUAAUGGUGUUUAAUUAACAUGCCACAAUAAAAUACUUGCAUCUCAGAUUUCCUGGCCACAGACCUGAGCGUAUAUCAGUCACUUUUUGGUAACCUGGAGAAUUAGAUAAUGUAAAUAAGGCUUCAAAUUAGCUUUCCUCCAGGAAAGACCCGAAUUUACAGUAAUGUGGCUGUUACUUUACGGAUUACUCAACUUUGACCUUUGAACUGAAUGAAUUGUGAGAAAACUGAGGGAAAAGUACGAUGUAUAGAAUAGGUUUGGUUGUAAUUUCGGAGCCGCGCACACCCACACCAGUGAAGGGUGCUUUGCCUUGCCACGCGUUCUGCAGACAGACCUUGACGCCAGAGCCACGGACACGGGCUGGGGUUAAUUGGCCUUUUAUUUUAAAUACAACCCUUAUCUCCUGCACGGGGUGAUGAUGCAGUGAAUAGUUCCGUAAAGCUGCGCUGUUGCGGCAGUUCAGCUGCAGCGCGCGGGCGGGCUGAGCGGCGCUAACCAGCCGUUUGAUGGGUUCUGCGUUUCCUGCAGCGGGGAUGUGAUGGGAGAAG
Molecule: messenger RNA, 8936 nt
Organism: Columba livia (rock pigeon)
Lineage: Eukaryota; Metazoa; Chordata; Aves; Columbiformes; Columbidae
Gene: MAPKAP1
Product: MAPK associated protein 1
Exons: 12
Coding region: 222-1754 (510 amino acids)
Biological process (GO): TORC2 signaling
Cellular component (GO): plasma membrane; cytoplasm; TORC2 complex
Molecular function (GO): phosphatidylinositol-4,5-bisphosphate binding
Source: RefSeq, a predicted model, not a curated record